This is a messenger RNA of Drosophila hydei, 2889 nucleotides long. RefSeq lists its product as uncharacterized. The coding region runs from base 236 to 2287 and encodes 683 amino acids. The transcript has 3 exons. Gene Ontology annotation, cellular component: cytoplasm. Gene Ontology annotation, biological process: cell surface receptor protein tyrosine kinase signaling pathway; positive regulation of MAPK cascade. The record is from RefSeq and is a predicted model, not a curated record. NCBI's taxonomy places the organism in Eukaryota, Metazoa, Arthropoda, Insecta, Diptera, Drosophilidae.
CAGCAUAUAGAAUGCAGCUCUGGAAGCGCAUAAAUAAAUAAAGUUACUCGAAUUGUGGGCCUGCGGCUGCGUUUAUUUUUGUUGCGGUUAAAUGUAAAUAUGAAGUGUGAAUCUCAAAUUGCAAUUCGCCAAGCAACACAAAUCAUUGAACAUAUAUGAAAACUGUAAAAAUUGCCUUUUGUUAUUGGCCAAUUGAAUACGCAAACGAGAAGCAUCGGCAACGGGCCUCAACAGAAUGGAUGUUGAAAUACCUGUUUUGGCUGGAUAUCUUAAUGUUCCAACACAAACUGGAUUUUCGCUAAAUCGUAUCUCGAAAAAGAAAUCAUGCAGCCGCUAUUGUCUCCUAUUCAAAGCCAGUCGCCAUGGCAUUGCACGCCUGGAGAUAUGCGAGAAUAAGGAUGACAAGAAUCCAAAGAUCUUUACACUUGAGAAUUGCGUAAAGAUCACACAGGAACCACCGCCAGCGAAUCUCAUACAGAUUGUCAAGCGCAAUGUGCAGCUUACACUGAAUACGAACAGCGAUGAGGAGCUUAAGGAUUGGGUCACAGCCCUCCAAACGGUUGCCUUUUGCGACAACAGUGGCCUUCAUGCCGCCCACGGUGCCAUCGAAGAGGAUAAUGAUCUAUAUUGCAGUUCAUUUGACGGAUUGUUUAUUAUAACUCUGAUACCGUCUGAGGCGUCCAUUCGGUGCAACAUCGAGCCGCGCACUUAUAUGCUGCAGAUGACACCGACGGAGCUGCAGCUGAAAUCGGAGGAUCUGAAUGUGACAAUUGCCAUGUGGCCGUAUCGAUUCAUUCGCAAGUAUGGGUAUAGGGAUGGUAAGUUCCAGUUUGAGGCGGGACGCAAGUGUACGACGGGCGAGGGAGUCUUUACGCUGGAUCAUACCAAUCCUCAGGAGGUCUUUCGCUGCAUGUCCGCCAAAAUGAAGUCGAUGAAGAAGCUGAUUAGCGGCGACAGUCUCAGCAGCAUCGAGUGCGUCGAAAAUCAGUUUAGUGCCGCCGCCUGCAUGGAGCCCGGUUCGCGUAGUCCGCUGCCACCGUCACCUUCGAGCAAUCCUCAUGCCGGCGAAUUUGAGAUUAACUCAACUCAAAGCUGCAUCUCACUGCGCGGCUUCAUCAGCUCCAAUGAUUCGCUGAAUAACUUCUCGGCGAAUGGCAGCGCCAACAGCAUCAGCCUGUCCGUGUCCUCGCAGGCCGCCGGCAAACACAUUCCCAACAAGCCACCGCGCAAGCUGCCCACACCGCUUGAGAAGCUCAAUAUGGGCCCGGCGGCUGCUGUUGCUCCUGCUUCACUGCCAACUGCAGCUACUGCACAGACUGGCACAAUAACUCAAUGUGAUAAAUAUAAGAAUCUACUGAAAUAUGAACCGGUUGCCAUAACCACAUCGUCGCCAUCGGAUGCCAAUAGCAAGAACAGCGGCUCGGCUGUGAUACUGAAGCCUGCCUCCCCAGAUCCGUUACGUGCCGGCGGUGGCGGUGGCGGCGGUAGUCCGCCCGAUUUGCCGCUGAGAAACGAGAGCUGCUGCAACAAGCUAACUCUCGAGCGUGACUACGAGUCCAUUGAAAACAUAACCGAUGCAUGGAAGACGCGUGGCGUCGGCGAUGUACGCCAUUGUGAGCGCGUACCCUCAGCCCUCAGCUGUGACAGCGAUUUUGUACGCCAGCGUUCGCAAUCGCAGCGCGACAAACGCAAGGAUCUGAACGCCAGCAGCGCGACAAGCGGCAACAGCACACCCAAAAUAAUAGACAUUGAUAUUGGCGAGGGUGUGGGCGUGCUGGUAUCGCCGGAUGCCAACUAUGACCGCUUGGACUUUCUAUCGCCGAACAAUAAAACCUCCAGCGGCUACAAGACCAUUGUGAAUGUAACACUCCCUGCGAAUCGUAUACGCUGCAGUCCGCCGCCACCGAAUGAAUAUGAACUGAUUGCUAGUCCCGAUACGGAAAGUUUUCGCAAGGCCGACGAUAGUCAUCUGGGCUAUGGAGUCCUGCGAAAAGCCACCAACAAUACUGCCAUCAGCAACAAUAAUAAUAAUAAUAAUAAUAACAAUAAUAAUAACAAUAACAACAACAAUAAUAAUAAUAAUAAUGUCAAUAAUAAUAAUAACACCACAACACUGCCCGCCACAAACAUCAAUAGCAAUAACAACAACAACAACAGCAGUAGUAGCAGCAAUGUAUCGGGCCUCUGUGCCACGCCCAUAACGAACAUAAACACCGAUGCCGCCCUCGAUCAUCGCAAUUACAACGGCCUCAACUACACGAUCGUCAGCAAGCCCAAGCGCGUGUGAAGGCGCGUGCGAGCGAGAGAGAGAGAGAACACAGACAGAUACAUACAGACAUAGGCAGUUAGACAGAGACAGAGAAAUAUAUAGAGAGAGAAAAGUGUAGCGCACAACUUUGAAGUCGUAGUUCUCAUAUAGAAAACACAUAAUUCGAAUAGAAACGAACAAAAUACUAAUGAAAAAGAAAGAGACAGAUAGAGAGAGACAGAGAGAGAGAGAGAGCGAGCAUGCGAAAGCAGUGCACACUAUUAGGCAAUCAUUUUCAUACAACCAGUGGAUCUCCAGAGUUCUCGUUGCAUUUAUAGCCCAACAGCAAAUUCCAUACAAUAUUAUAACGCUCAAAAUAAAAGAGUUGUAGAACGUGCUCUAAGAACAGUAGUAAACAUUAGGGGUGUUCCUCGAAAACACGUUUAAGCUAAUUCAGCUCAAUUUAUUACAACUGAAUGUAUUAUAUCUAAACUACGAUUUCUAUACUAUAGACUACAUUAACUGAUUAUGUAUUUUGCUGUUUGUCACAAAUGUUUUGCAGUCGGAAAUAUAUUUUUUAGACUGAUAUCAAAUCUCACAAAUCUAGUUUUUAAGCUGACUUCUGUUUAACUUGAUCCGCC